Molecule: messenger RNA, 1281 nt
Organism: Trichobilharzia szidati
Lineage: Eukaryota; Metazoa; Platyhelminthes; Trematoda; Strigeidida; Schistosomatidae
Source: the annotation of a GenBank genome assembly
AUGCAAAGUUCAAGAAAGAGAAUUCAACAUGAUGAAUUAUACUGUCCUAUACAUUCAUCAGUAGUACUAUGGGCUCCUGAUUUAAGAUUGGAAGAUAUUCCUUCAAGUAUGUUAAUUUCUCCUGAUCGUAUUCAUCUGUUGAAAUUUCUUGGACGUGGAGCUUUUGGUUCUGUAUUCACGGGUUGUUUGACAAAGAAGAGGAACAAUAUUCCUCCUAGUAAUACCCAACAUGUUGUACAUAAACAAAAAUUGCAACGACAACAGCAGCAACUGUUCAGUGACAGCGAAUCAUCAGCUACAGAAAAUGAAGACGUCGAUGAUGAUGAUGAUAACCAACCUGAUAAUAAUGAUCAUAGCCAUAAACUGGCUGUGAAAAUCUGUUCACCAGUUCAUCCAAAUUUAGAUAAUCCAACACAUUGCCCUACAAUCAAUGAUGAUAUUAUGGCAAAAUCCUGUCAACACUCUUCUAAUUCAAAUCUUCGUGAUGCAUAUGCUUUAUAUCGUCAAGAGCAUCGUAGAUGGUUACAUCAUCCAAUUGAAGCAGCAUUAACCGCUUAUCAGGAAAUUCGAUCUGAAUUAAAUAUCCUUUUACCAAUCACACGGAAUUGUUUCAAUUGCUUAUAUCGAAUGAAAUUCAAUAGGCAUAAUCCAACCUCUCCACAUUAUAACUCUAAUUCUAUGAGUAAAUUAUUCAUUUGGGGUGGUGGUGGCGGCGCUGUUAGUUUACAAGAAAGGCGAUUGAUGCAUGGUUGUUUUAGUAAAUGUUUACAGAAAAAUGAAUCAUUAUAUACCAAUACUACUAACAAUGAUAAUAGUAGUAUCAUCAGUUGUAAUGAUGACAAACAUCAUAAUAAUAAUAGAUUUAUUGCCAAUAUUCAUGUAUCUCAACAAAAUACAAACCUGCUUAUUUGCUGUGGAAUCCUUUACCCUAAUCCAAUUGGAUUUUUAAUGCCUCUGGCGCCAUUGGGUAAUCUAUCAGAUUACUUCACGACAUUGUUAGCAUCAUCAUCAACGUCAUCGGGUAAAGAGGUGUUGAAUGAGGUAUUUCUCAGUCAUCCGCUGCAUCCGCUAACAAUGAUGUUUAUAAUCAAUCAGUUAGCCAAAGCACUUGCUCAUCUGCAUUCUUUAUGUAUUAUCCAUCGUGAUGUGAAAUCAGAGAAUGUACUGAUUUGGUUAAUGCCAGCUUCAGUGAUGACGACGACAACGACGUCAUCUCAUCAUCAACGACGUCGCCGCUGGCAAAUGACUCCAAUAAUCCAUCAAAUGUGCAUAUUGUAUUAA